AGCACUGUCUGCCGUGCCUGCCUGCAAGUCUCCGACAUGGCUCAGGAGAAAAUGGAGCUGGACUUUGAGCCUGACACCUCUGAUGGGGGCACCCUGAGGAGAUCCAACAGCGCUCCCCUUAUCCAUGGACUCAGUGACCUUUCACAGGUUUUUCAACCUUACACAUUUAGAGCUCGGAGGAAUAGUACAACCAUCAUGCGCCGUCACAGCUUGGUAAAUAUAGGAUUGCUGUCAUCCUCACCUAAUCGGAUUCCUAGCAGCAGACUGCAUCAAAUCAAAAGGGAGGAAGGCAUGGACGUUAUGAACAGAGAAACUGCGCAUGAAAGAGAAGUGCAAACUGCAAUGCAGAUAAGUCAAUCAUGGGAUGAGAGCUUGAGCCUGAGUGAUAGUGAUUUUGACAAGCCGGAGAAAUUAUAUUCUCCUAAAAGGAUUGACUUCACUCCGGUUUCUCCGGCACCAUCACCCACCAGAGGAUUUGGAAAGCAAUGUUUUUCCCCAUCCUUACAAAUGUUUGUGAGCAGCAGUGGGCUACCACCAAGUCCCGUUUCUAGUCCAAGACGCUUUUCCAGCAGGAGAAGCCAGAGUCCAGUCAAGUGCAUUAGGCCCAGUGUUCUUGGUCCUCUUAAAAGAAAAGGCGAAAUGGAGACCGAAAGCCAGCCCAAGAGGCUCUUCCAGGGCACUACCAGUAUGCUGUCAUCGGAGGCUGCACAAUUGUCCGAUCUCAGUUCAUGUUCAGAUAUUUUGGAUGGCAGUAGUAGCAGCAGUGGCUUGUCCUCAGACUCACUGGCUAAAGGCAGCACAACUGCAGAGGUUCCAGUAGCAUGCUCCAAUUCAUGCUCUCCGUUCAUCUUGAUGGAUGAUCUCUCACCCAAGUGACUUACCCAUUUCUGAUUCAGUGUUCUAACUGCUGUUUCCUGCAUAAAACAUUCAGGGAGGAACGCAGGGAACUUUGAUCCAUAAUGAGGAUUAAAGUGUUACCGAUCUAAACCAUUUCAAUGCCGUUCUUUUUUGGCACCUCUCUUCUCUAAAGUUUGAUUUUACGAGUGUAGUAACCUUAGUUAUGUCUCUUUUUGCUGAUCUCAUUUUGAGCUAGUAAUGAAAUCUCAAAUACUCAUUUUUGAUUGCUUAGAGUAUAUAUGUAUAUAUAUUUUUUUCUCAGUGCCUCAAAAAGCACCUAUUUUAGAGUCUAUACGUUUAAGGAAAGCAUUAAUAUGUAUUUUCAAUAAUAGUUCUUUUUUCCAGCAGUGACAUGACAGCUAGAGUUGAUCAGAAAUUCUCUUGCUUGAGAGAUUUGUUUUCUCUGUUGACUACAUAAGUCUCAAAUCUCUUUCUCUCACAGUAUUAGAUGAAUCGCUUUUGAUAUAAAUUUUUAUUUUUCUGCAUCAGCUUAAAAUACAUUAUUUUGUUUCCCUUUCCUGUUUGAGCCGCUUCCUUGCCAUUUCUCACAGAGGGGAAAAAACAUGUGGUUGCUUUCAUUACUGUCCAUUAUCGCUUCUUUGCUGUCAGAGUGUAGGAUGCGAGGAUUGAUUUUAGUGCUGAGAAUGUAAACGGACUUGCAGGAUGCUGGGAUUAGUCACCGCAGCCUCUUAUGACUUAGCUACCCCAGUUGAUAUUGUUCUCCUCAAACCUGUUGCCCUAAGGAAUAUAUAAAAUAUUGUUAAUGUUUCUAGGUGGUGUUAUCAAGGAGAAGAAAUUCCUGCCUUGACCAGAUGUGUGGAGCAUCUACAAAUGAAUGAAUAAUGUUAUUUACACACAAACCACUGUGUAGAAAAGCGUACACGGAGCUUGACAGCUUAUCUCGGGUGGUGUAAUGAGGCCUGAGGGGCCUUGGGGUUCAGUGUCAUGCUGUAAAGACGUAUAUCAUAAGGUAGGGUAGAAAAGGGGCUUUCUGUGUCUGACUGCCACAUACUGUUUCAAUUGCUGCUUCUUUCUGAUUACUUUUUUGUCAUUGGAGUUGUUUGUUUUGUCGUGUGGUGAGUUGUGCUGUCGACUGUGUUUUGGUUAUCGUGUUGCCACCAGAAUCAGAGUCCAGUUCUUGUACCUGCUGCCUUAUAGGAAGGGCAGUUUAAUAUCUACAAGGAAGCUUUUAGGAGCUGCGAAAGUCAAUGUCAUUGUGCAUUCUGCUUUUAAGAAGCUGUUUAAGCUGUCAACAGUGUACAUGAUAGUCAGUCUGUGGUACCAUAAGUUAUUUAACGUUUAAAAGAGGAAAAUCCCGAUAGAGCUGUUUUAAAGACCUGAGUGUAAUCUCUUAUUGUUAUUUAUUUUUUAAAACUGUGUGCAAAAUGUCUGUUGUGAUAGAUUUCUUUUAAUGUUCAGACAUCGUGGUUGGAUUGUCUGUAUUUAACAUGCAAAUUUGCCUGCUAGGACCAUAAUAUUCCAUUUUUAAAUGAAUGUAAGAAAUGAAAACUACUGCAUUUGUGUCUUUUGAAGGCAAAGAUCCUCGAAUUUUAAAGGAAGGUGAUGCACUUUGAGGGUACUCACAGACUAGUAGUACUGUAGGGCUUGAAGGGAAACCUAUUCUCUCUGAAUUAUAAGGGAGCAUCACUUAGCUUGCAAUAAGUAGUUCUGUUACAGCAUCAGGUGUGUUUAUUUUAAAUUGUGAUAACCUCCAUAAUGGCCAUUAAUGGCUUUAUUUCUCAUAUUGGCUUUCACUUGUGCAAAGUCCAUAAUCCUUCAAACCUAACAUGAAUGUAUAUAUAUUAUGAAGAUUGUUCUCUAGUAUGCCAUUUUAAAGAAAAAUUACUUCGAUGGUAUGCAGUGUAUUUACUCUGUUUGUGAAAGAACCAUGUUAAGAGUUUCUGCUUAUAUAAUACUGAGAGAUGGUUUUCUCCUAUAGGGUAUUUAUCCACCAGCUCUCUACUGUCUUCUUUGCCUUAAAGGGACACUUUUGGCCGUCAUUUUUUGGCUCUAAUUUAGGACUCUUAAGACAUAACCUUUAGAAUGUAAUGAUAUUUAAAUUUAUUUUUGAAAUUCAGCGGUGGGGUAGAAUUGGGACAGGAAAAUUAAAUUGUUCCACUGGUCUAAGAACUAGGAAGCAGGAUGACUCACUUUACUGUUUAAGCCAAGGUUUGUUUUUAUUGUUUAAAGUGACUAGAAAGUUUAGUUUGUGCAGGGGUUGUUUUGGAUUAAAUAAAAGAUAGAGAUGCUAACCUUCAGAUGAGCUUUGUUGACAGUACUCCUUUAUUUUUAUAUAAAGUCUAAUAUUUGAAAAGUGAUCAUUGUUAUAAAGUAAAAUUCUCUCUUCCUAUUCUAAUAUUAUAUUUCAGGCUUCUAUUUGAAAACAAGUACAAGAGAUGAUAUGAUAAGAAAAUUUAAUAGAUGUUCUUUUUGCUUGACUGACUUAUAUAAUCACUGUAUUUCAUGAUAACUGCUUUUGGAAUAAUAAUAAGUUUUGUGAAAUGCUGACCUUGUGUAUAUCUUAGAAGGCAAAUUUAAUAAAGUGUGUACACAUGCAUAAAA
Molecule: messenger RNA, 3459 nt
Organism: Hippopotamus amphibius kiboko
Lineage: Eukaryota; Metazoa; Chordata; Mammalia; Artiodactyla; Hippopotamidae
Gene: PABIR2
Product: PABIR family member 2
Exons: 10
Coding region: 37-876 (279 amino acids)
Molecular function (GO): protein serine/threonine phosphatase inhibitor activity
Source: RefSeq, a predicted model, not a curated record